This is a messenger RNA of Hipposideros armiger (great roundleaf bat), 1301 nucleotides long. RefSeq lists its product as uncharacterized. Lineage: Eukaryota; Metazoa; Chordata; Mammalia; Chiroptera; Hipposideridae. Bases 1 to 990 code for a protein of 329 amino acids. The transcript has 4 exons. The record is from RefSeq and is a predicted model, not a curated record.
AUGUCGUCUUGUUGUUUAUUCUACUAUAUUGGAAUUGUNGCCCGGCGCCCCGAGGGGCAGUUGGCGCUGGGCGCGCUCUUCAAGGGGGCUUGGGCGAGACCGGCGGCCUUCCGGGGGGCGCGGGAGGCAAGGAAAGGCGGAGAGAAAGGAAGUCUCGGCUCCGGCGGGCGCCGCGCGCUGGCUCCGGCGGGAGCGGAGACUCAGGUGGCUGUGCGGCUACCGCUGGUUUCGGUUCUGCUGCGCCGCGACGGGCCGCUGCCGCUCUCUGCCGCCACCGCCGCGCUCUGCGCCCCUGGCCUCGUGGGAGGCGCCCGCCCAGACUUCGCCCGGGCCACCUUCCCUCCUCCCUCAGCCACCCAGCUGUUAGUAACGGAGAAAGAGGAAAAACGGGUGGCGCUUGAGGGGCGGACGGGGGAGGGAAAGGAAGAGGGACGCACGCUUCCCGGCAACCGUCGCCGCGCUGCCCCCGCGAAAGAGGGGCGGGGAGCGGUCUGGGCCACGAAGGUGGGGGUACCCAGGAGGGGAGGAGGCUACCGGCCCUCGCACCGGAAGGCCGGGGAGCAGCGAGUCCCCAGGGUGCGCCGGGGCCUGUGUGUUUGGGUCGCGCACGGUGACCCCGCCCCCGCCCUCUGCCGCCCGGCGGAUUGGCUCCCGCCAGCUUGGCCCCGCCUCCCCCUGCCGCGGCCUUGCAGGCCCGGUCCCGCCUCGCCAAGGUACCGUAGUGUGGUAGGUGCUGCCACCCGCGGACUCGGUGAUGGACAGGUCUCUGGCCCCGCCUCCCUCCAGGGCGCGCCCCCUCCUCCACUGCGGGGUCUAAGCCAAUUGGAAGGACUGAGGCCCGGGGUGCCAACCAGAAGGCGGCUCCUCCUCCCGCACGUGGCCAUACGACGCAGUAGAAGACAAUUGCUUCCCUCCCCAGAGAAAGAGCAGAACUCCUCGAGGAGGCAGGGAUCUGGCAAAAGGCACAGAGAAGUGGGCCAGAACCAGUAACAGCAACUCUGGCAAAAGUCCUGCUCCAAGCUGAGACCGGCCUGGCGCCUGCAGACUGUGCUCCCAGCUGGUCAAGGUGAGCGUCGCGCUCACCUGAACGGCAGAGCACGCCAGUUCAAGCUCCAGGUCCUGUCGGUGGAAGUCAGCUCUAGAGAAGACCAUGGCACCCUGCCUUCUUCAGCUUGAUCGUCUCUCCCCCUUCACGUCCUCAUGCUUUGUCAUCUGAUUGUUAUUUUUCAAAAUGAAAAGCGCUCUACCGGAUUUUCUGUUUAUGAAAUGAUGUAAACCCUUUGAAGUAAUUUUAAAGCAAU